Amphibalanus amphitrite is the source of this 584-nucleotide messenger RNA. RefSeq names its product lectin BRA-3-like. The record is from RefSeq and is a predicted model, not a curated record. Gene Ontology annotation, molecular function: signaling receptor activity. Lineage: Eukaryota; Metazoa; Arthropoda; Thecostraca; Balanomorpha; Balanidae. The transcript is spliced from 2 exons. Bases 116 to 571 code for a protein of 151 amino acids.
ACCCGGAGGCUGGUAUCUGGGACUUAGUGGGUCGUCCUUCCGUCGGCCUCGGAGCAACGCUGCGCGACUGACGAUCAGAAACACAGGAGAAUACCUACCUCAUCAGUUCGCCACUAUGCUGUACCAACUGCUGGCUGUCGCGCUGUGCGCUGGCCUGGCCUCGGCUGGCUGUCCGACCAACGUCGAGUGGCAGGGGUUCGACGGCUUCUGCUACUGGCGCUCCACCUACGCCACCUCGUGGCAGCAGGCCGUCAUCGCCUGCCCCACGGUCGGCGUUGGUUCCCAGCUCGCCUCCAUUCAUUCGUUAAUCGAGAACGCCUUCGUCAUGCAGACCUACAACUUUGGCGACACGUGGAUUGGGCUGAACGAUAUCGAAACGGAGGGCUCGUUCCAGUGGACAGACGGCUCCAAGGUGGACUUCACCAACUGGGCUCAGAAGCAGCCCGAUGAUUACCAUGGCCAGGACUGCGUUCACCUGCCGUAUAUCGACAACCCGAACGGGGCCGAGUGGGAUGAUGAACAUUGCGAAGAGGAGCGCCAUUUCCUCUGCAAGCUGCCCGCCACUGCCUGAAGACAUUGCUGCC